Fukomys damarensis (Damara mole-rat) is the source of this 2350-nucleotide messenger RNA. It is a transcript of the gene Chrnb3, whose product is annotated as cholinergic receptor nicotinic beta 3 subunit. Gene Ontology annotation, molecular function: transmembrane signaling receptor activity; acetylcholine-gated monoatomic cation-selective channel activity. The coding region runs from base 1 to 1380 and encodes 459 amino acids. Lineage: Eukaryota; Metazoa; Chordata; Mammalia; Rodentia; Bathyergidae. Gene Ontology annotation, cellular component: synapse; postsynaptic membrane; neuron projection. Gene Ontology annotation, biological process: nervous system process; chemical synaptic transmission; signal transduction. The record is from RefSeq and is a predicted model, not a curated record. The transcript is spliced from 6 exons.
AUGAUGCACACUGAUUUCGCGCUGGUGCCUUUUCUCCUCAGCAUCACCUCCUCAGCCGCUGCACGAUUCACUUCAGUAGCCGAAAAUGAAGAUACCCUCCUCAGACAUUUGUUCCACGGCUAUCAGAAAUGGGUUCGCCCUGUGUUAAACGCCAAUGACACCGUAAAAGUGUAUUUUGGAUUGAAAAUAUCUCAGCUCGUGGACGUGGAUGAAAAGAAUCAACUGAUGACAACCAACGUGUGGCUCAAACAGGAAUGGACAGACCACAAAUUACGCUGGAAUCCUGAUGAAUAUGGGGGAAUUCGUUCCAUUAAAGUCCCAUCAGAAUCUCUCUGGCUUCCUGACAUCGUUCUCUUUGAAAAUGCCGAUGGACGCUUUGAAGUCUCCCUGAUGACCAAGGUUAUAGUGAAGUCCAAUGGGACAGUCACCUGGACUCCCCCCGCCAGCUACAAGAGUUCAUGCACCAUGGAUGUCACAUUUUUCCCGUUCGACAGGCAGAACUGCUCGAUGAAGUUUGGAUCCUGGACCUACGAUGGUACCAUGGUUGACCUCAUCUUGAUAAACGAAAAUGUUGACAGAAAAGACUUCUUUGAUAACGGAGAAUGGGAAAUACUAAAUGCGAAAGGGAUGAAGGGUAACAGAAGAGAAGGUUUCUAUUCAUACCCGUUUAUUACCUAUUCUUUUGUCUUGAGACGCCUGCCUUUGUUUUAUACUUUAUUCCUGAUAAUCCCCUGCCUGGGGCUGUCUUUUCUCACAGUUCUGGUGUUCUAUUUACCUUCUGAUGAAGGAGAAAAACUUUCAUUGUCAACAUCUGUUUUGGUUUCUCUGACAGUUUUUCUUUUAGUGAUUGAAGAAAUAAUCCCAUCUUCUUCCAAAGUCAUUCCUCUCAUCGGAGAGUACCUGCUGCUCAUUAUGAUUUUUGUUACCCUGUCAAUUAUCAUUACGGUUUUCGUAAUUAAUGUCCACCACAGAUCCUCCUCAACCUGCCACCCCAUGGUGCCCUGGGUGAAGAGGCUAUUUCUGCAAAAACUUCCUCAGUUACUUUGUAUGAAAAACCAUGCGGAUCGUUAUUCUUUCCCAGACAAAGACGAGGGUGAGCCAAUAGGGAAAGGUAAAGUUCUGGAUAAAAAGAAACAGAAAGAAACUAGCAAUGGAGAAAAGGUUCUGGUUGCUUUAUUGGAAAAGGCUGCUGAGUCCAUUCGGUACAUCUCGAGAUAUGUGAAGAAAGAGCAGUUCGUCAGCCAGGUAGUGCAAGACUGGAAAUUUGUGGCUCAAGUUCUUGACCGGAUCUUCCUGUGGCUCUUUCUGGUGGCCUCAGUCACGGGCUCUGUUCUGAUCUUCACCCCUGCCUUGAAGACGUGGAUGCAUAGUUACCAUUAGCACUGAGUCUCCAGUGUGGCUCAGAGCCUGUCCACAUGGGCAUGGUCAUCCUUUAGAACUAACUAGCGUGUGCAUGAAUCCAAAUGCCCACACUCAUCCCCACAGCCCCCUAAGCCACCUUCUUGAAAUUAAACAUUGCUUGGUGGGAGCAGCCUGGGUAGAUCUGGGCUUGCCCAAGUGUAUUGGUGGUUUCCAUUAGAGGGAGUUGGGUUUCAUGGUUUCAAAAAGGUCUCCAGAUCAUGCUACUUAUGCCAGCAGAGCCCUGGUGCCGCAUCUCUGCCUGGGUGGUUUGGUCUGAGGAGCUGAUGGGCUUGUGUAGUGCAUCACCAGCUACAGGAAUGAGUGGACCUCAGUGCUGGUGUGGGGAAUUAUCCUGGCACAGCACCUGGCACAGUGCACUCGUUUUGACACAGAUUAUAAGAUGCUACUAGUCAGCUAGUGUCCCCCUACCACAGAAUUCAUUAAAAACAGCCUUUCUUGAACAUGGUCAGCCUUCUAAGGCAGGCAGCAGCCAUGGCUUGUUCACAGCCUUGGAAGGGUUUUCUGAUAGUGAAAGCAAUCUGCCAUGAGUGGUGACUUGCUUUAGGAUCCUUUCAAAAAUAACUCAUGGUAGAAACAAAGUCAUCUGCUACCAGAAGUGCAUUCCUUAAUAUCUGUUCAUCUUCUACUAGAAAAUCAAAGUACCGAAUGCUCUCUCACAGUGCUUCUUGAUGUCAGCACAUCUGGAGGGAUCCAUGCCAGGGAUCCUCUUGCUUUCACCUUUGGUCUCUCUGUCUCCUUUUCUCCCCGUCUCUCCGUGAGAGGUGCACCUCACCCCACCCUGCCCAGCCCGUAAGUCUCACAAGGAAACAUCUACUUAGAUUGAUUUUGCUUUUGCUGCCACUAAAUCCUUCCUGGAUUUUCACUUAAAGCAAUUUUCUCUUUGCUCAGUUAGAAAUCCAAAUCCCUUUUUGGAGUAUUUUGUUUUAGG